Symbiodinium pilosum is the source of this 1509-nucleotide messenger RNA. NCBI's taxonomy places the organism in Eukaryota, Dinophyceae, Suessiales, Symbiodiniaceae. The record is from the annotation of a GenBank genome assembly.
AUGACUAAUGCUUGUGAUGCUCUUGAGCUUGGCAGCAACUGUCUGGCCGAGGGCUGGGACAGCUUUUUGCAAUUGACUUGUCGCUACUGCGAGCUAGCGGCAACUUGUGCACCUGCACAAGAGCUCCUGGCUUCCGUAAAGCAGCUGUGGAAGCGCUUGCAGGACUGCUCCUUGACAUGCUGGUCAGGUCUUCAAGCACUUGCGACUGUGCACAAGCAGUUUUCUUCUGCCGGAUUGAUUCAUGAGGGGCAUGCCUUGCCCGAGUGUUUGCCCCCUUGGGUAUCUGUCAGGGAGCACAAAGCCAUGUCCCAACUGGAGCGGGAGAGGAUUCGUUUCUGGCGGCCUUUGUUUCCGUUCCCCUUACUGGCCUCACAGCAGUUACUGUAUACACAUCUUGACGCUGCGGGACCUUUAAGCCUCUGCAGCAUGCCAGAUGCAAGGAUGUAUAUCUCCCGCAGAUUCAUGCCCAGAGCACACCACACCGAAUCUUACUGUGCCAUUAGGAGGACAGACCUGCAGCUGCUCAAGGCUUGCCGCAGCCGAAGGAAUCAAGGCGGAGAUUUGUUUCAGCAUGUGCUGCUGCCAGUCCAGGCCAACCAGCUCAGGCUGAGCAGACCUUCAGCGGCUGCAUGGUCGCAGACGACUGAGGAACUCGGGAGGAGUGACCGUAGAUUGGCCGGAGGUAAAUGUCUGCACUACGUCAAUGAGAGCUGUGUUUCUCCCGGGUCCGUGGGGUUUGAGCUGCGUCGUCCGUUUUUGCCACCUUGUCAGUCUAGAAAUGCGGACUUGAGCCAGCGCAGAGAGCACUUUUUUGCGGUGCAAUGUCCUGAAGUGUUGAAUGCUUCCGCGUGGUGGGGGUGGGAGGAUGAGACCUCUUGGCCGGAUGAAGGCGGCAUGAAGAAGUACAGGACUCGAUCUUCUGAUGGAGGUUGUCAGUCUCAGACAGGUGCUUGGGGCACUAACAUGCAAGAUGCUCUGAAGUGCGUUCUUGUGGUUAUAGCGGAGAAGUUCGAUUUUCGGCCCGGUGAACUCCUGCUGGACUGGGGAUCUGGCUGUGGUUUUACAAUGUCCUGGGCCAAAGCUUAUUACGAUGUGGAUGCAAUCGGCAUCGAUGUCACAGCUUCGGCGGCAUGGGCUGCUAAGUACAGUAUCGGCUUGAGCUGUAUGGCAGAUGGUCGGAACUUACAUUGGCUUCCGGAUGAGUUGUUUGAUUAUGUUUUUUCCUAUGCCGCCCUAUUGCACCUCAGCUUCGAGGAGCAGUGUGAGGUGGCACACCAACUUGUUCAAAAGCUCCGGCGUGGUGGUAGGGCCUUCCUGGGCUGGAACAGAGCCAACUUGGUGGGCCCAUGGCAAUGGCACGACUGUUUCCGGCCGACGGAGGAUGCCUCACAUGUGGAAUUGGAAACGCUCGAGGAGGCGAACCUAUUUGUGGAAGAUGCUUCUAAGGCUGUUGGCUCUUUUGCUUGGGACUUUCCCACUUAUGCGGUGCUGCUGCGGAGGGUCUCAUGA